UCCGGGGAGCAGUAAUGGCGUACGGCGGCAGGAAGUGACGGCAUCGGCCGGCGCCGAGUCGGCUUGCUUCUGACCCGCUCUGCUGGGGCGUGAGGGAGAACAACCUUGCCUAGGGGUCCUGCGGCGUGCCGGUCUUCGUGUUCGCCUACCGUGGGCUGCGGAGGCCCCGGCUCCGAUCCCACCAUGACGAGAUGGGCCCGGCGGAGCGGCCCAGGUGGGGAGAGGGCGCUGGAUGCCACCCCGUGGGAGGAGAUGGCUGGUGGCCCCGGCCCGCGCCCCCGCGGGAAGGAGCAAGAGAAGGGGAAGAAGAAGAAGAACAGGAAGAAAAAGGACUACCUUAACGAAGACGUGAACGAUUUUGUGGCGUUCCUGAGGGAAAGCCGGCCGAGCGGGGCGGGCGCCGGAGCAGAGGGAGCGGAGCUGGAGAAGGAGGUGGCGUUGGCCUUGAAGAGGGACAAGCGGCGGGAGGAUAGGAGGCUGAAGAGGCAAGAAAAGAAGAAAAAUGAUAUGGUAUGUUUCCACUGUAGGGAACCUGGCCAUGGUGUGGCUGAUUGUCCUGUAGUACUGGAAAGUCAAGAUAUGGGCACAGGAAUCUGUUACCGGUGUGGAUCCACAGAACAUGACAUCAGCAAAUGCAAAGCGAAAGUAGAUCCAGCGGCUGGGGCAUUUCCAUAUGCAAAAUGUUUCAUCUGUGGUGAGAUGGGUCAUCUGUCAAGGUCAUGUCCAGAUAAUCCCAAGGGACUAUAUGCUGAAGGUGGCAGCUGCAAACUUUGUGGUUCUGUGGAGCACUUCAAAAAAGACUGUCCGGAAAAGCAGAACUUAGAUCAGGUUACAGUUGGGCGAUGGGCCGCUGGAAUGAGUGCAGAUUAUGAAGAAAUUAUGGAAACAUCGAAGCUGCCAAAACCAAAAGGGAAGGUAGCCAAAGUUGUUACUUUCUGAAGGCCUUUUGGCUCUUAAACCACUGGUGGCUACACUGCUUCACUCCAGCAUAGUGACUACAGGGGUGGAUGGCUGAUUCCAGAAAAUCAAGCAGGCUGCUGCUGCUAAAUUUUUGCCUGCCCCUCAUUUUUCCAGUGUGCCUCCCAGACUCCCCUAGCUUACUGAAAACCUGGAAACAGCAGAAAUGCAGCAAGUUCGUAUUUUGUUUUUAUUUCUCUCUGCCAAAAUACAGCAUUCCCUCUGAUUCACCCAGCUCUCUGCAGAGGGAAAUUGGCUUCUUCUCACAACAGGGAUGUGGUUGCAGUAACCAAACAGCAUAUGUGCAUUUCAUCACAAGGGUCUGUGACCACUGGAUUUCGGUGAUCAAUAUUGCUACCUUGCGUGCUGGUUUUACAUAUUGGGGUGGACACAGUCAUGCUGGUCUUAAAGAGUAUUUAUGUAUCUCACAGAGCGGCAUUAUGGGUAUUUUCUGGUUUGUUUUUUCCUUCUUCUUCUAGAAAGAUUUAUUUCUUUCUCUAUGUGCAAGCCUGAGCAGUCUUGCAGUGAAGUUAUUGGGUACCCUGCAGCCUGUAGAGCAAUUACCAUGGCUCACCUAAAUGUAGAGGUGUUAACCCGGUGGAUACACUCUUUGGAUUGUUGAGUAUUUGUUCACUAAGACAAACAGAGUCAAGCCGUUCCUCUGAUAUCUGUGGUGAAUACAUCUGGAAAGAGUUGGAAAGUAAGUGAGCAACUUUCUUAAUUUCUUUCAAGGAAAGUGCUCAAAAGUCUUCAGUGUUUCUGAAGACUUUUCCUUGGGGUGAGUUGGGAA
This is a messenger RNA of Cuculus canorus (common cuckoo), 1747 nucleotides long. It is a transcript of the gene ZCCHC9, whose product is annotated as zinc finger CCHC-type containing 9. Bases 184 to 939 code for a protein of 251 amino acids. The transcript is spliced from 5 exons. Gene Ontology annotation, molecular function: nucleic acid binding; zinc ion binding. NCBI's taxonomy places the organism in Eukaryota, Metazoa, Chordata, Aves, Cuculiformes, Cuculidae. The record is from RefSeq and is a predicted model, not a curated record.